GUGACUGUUUGAUUUUUAUUCAACUUGUCGGUGUCAUUAUAUGUUUGUUUUUAAGAAUAUUUAAGUACUUUAAUAAAUAGAUUUAAAAAAUGUCGGCACGUUACGAUAGAGCUAUCACUGUUUUCUCUCCAGACGGUCAUUUGCUACAAGUUGAAUAUGCACAAGAAGCCGUCAGCAAAGGCUCAACUGCUGUUGGAGUUCGAGGCCAGGAUGUUGUUGUCUUGGGUGUAGAAAAAAAAUCAGUAGCAAUGCUGCAAGAGGAACGAACUGUACGCAAAAUAUGUUUACUCGAUGACCAUGUAGUUAUUGCAUUUGCUGGGUUGACGGCUGAUGCUCGUAUCUUAAUUAACAGAGCUCAGAUGGAAUGUCAGUCGCACAAACUAACAGUAGAAGAUCCUGUCACAUUAGAGUAUAUUACACGUUAUAUUGCUGGUUUAAUGCAAAAAUAUACACAAAGCAAUGGCCGAAGACCUUUUGGUAUAUCUUGUCUUCUUGGAGGUUUUGAUUAUGAUGGACAACCUCAUUUAUAUCAAACUGAGCCUUCUGGAAUAUAUUAUGAAUGGAAUGCUAAUGCAACUGGUCGAAGUGCUAAAACAGUUAGAGAGUUUCUAGAGAAAUACUACACUCCAGAAGCAGUGGCAACUGAACAUGAUACUGUUAAAUUAGCAAUAAGAGCACUCUUGGAAGUAGUUCAGUCCGGCAAAAAGAACUUAGAAAUUGCUGUCAUGCGCAAAGGUCAGCCUAUGGAAAUGCUAUCAAGUAGCAGCAUUGAAAAAUAUGUUGGAAUCAUUGAAAAGGAGAAGGAACAAGAAGCUGAAAAGAAAAAACAGAAAAAGUAAUUUAAU
Molecule: messenger RNA, 845 nt
Organism: Ctenocephalides felis (cat flea)
Lineage: Eukaryota; Metazoa; Arthropoda; Insecta; Siphonaptera; Pulicidae
Product: proteasome subunit alpha type-7-like
Exons: 3
Coding region: 90-839 (249 amino acids)
Biological process (GO): ubiquitin-dependent protein catabolic process
Cellular component (GO): proteasome core complex; nucleus; proteasome core complex, alpha-subunit complex
Source: RefSeq, a predicted model, not a curated record